UCAUUUCUUUCACUUUUUCUCUUUAUUUUCUUUCUUUCACAAUUUUCCCUCAAAUUUUUGAGGAAUCAAACAUGGCCUAAGAAACAAAGGGCAUAUUGUGGACCCGCAAAUGAUGUGGGUUUGGGACAAAUUUGGGGACCUACAAAUACGUUUGUGUUAAAUAUUUAGAUGUCAUAAAUAAAAAUGUACCCUCAAAUGAAAUUACUGUGGAGAUAUGAAUACAAACAUGCUUCUAAGUUAUUUCAAUUAGACAUUUUCAGCUGUGUGCACAGUUGGAUAUCCGCCAAAACAUGAUUUGAGAAUUUAUUCUUUUCUAUUCAAGGCAACAUAAUGUGGUGGCAUACAUAAGCAUUUUGAAACUAAAAAUAAGAACUCUGCUAUCCCUAUACUACCAAAAUUGAGAGAUUCAUUUGAUCAUUAUUUGAGUUCACUAUCAUAUCCUACAUUCAUCAAUUAUUUUCCCAUUUCAUUUCUAGUUGUCCUUUUUUAUUUUAACUACCAACUUUGACCAAUCUUCUAUAUUAGUUGACGUAGAAACCAAGAUUAAUAAAGAUAACGGUGCCUUCAUACUUUACACAACAUAUAGCUUAUGGUUUAUUUAUUGGAUCAAGAUUUCUACCACCAAAAUAUAUGCAUAUAUUUAAUUUUACGUGAUAAUUAAGGUUGAGAUAUGAGAAAAUCUAAAAUAUCACCCAUUCAAAGAAAAAAUCUAGCCUUGGAUUAUGUACACCUUUUGGGAAUCCUCCUCACAUGUAUUCACCUUUCUCUUCAUAGCUGGAGAUGGUAGGUGAGAGGAAAAUGUUGGUUCUCCACCAUCUAUAUAACCCUCUCUGCAAGUUUAUAGAUAGUCAUCAAAUUUGAAGGGUUCUUUUUUGUAGGUAUCGACAUUGUGAUUUCUAUACUUACAUGUCCUUUUUAGUUUCUAAACAAUUUUUUUUUUUUUUUUCUUUCUUUGUAAGAUUAUCAGGUUCCAAGGACAAUCAAUCUGGAGUAAGAUGAAGCUACUCAAUGGGAUCAAUAGCAAUAAGAAAUCAUGUCAACAAGGAAUCUCAUCUCUAGGAAAUGGUGAUUUGAUUUCGGAUGAAAAGCUUACUGCUCUUGUGGUAGAUAGCGAUAUAAUUUGUCAAGUAUUGGAAAAAGCAAUUUUAGAAUCUCAAGGCAUUCAAGCCCAGGUUGUGGGGAGUGGGAGAGAUGCUAUAGAUCUCUUAGCCUCUGGGGUGAACUUUGAUCUCAUUAUCAUAGCUAUGGUGCUCCCGAUCAUGAACGGGGUUGAGACCACUAGGCAAAUUCGAGCAAUGGGCAUUCGUAGCAAAAUGUUGGGCGUUACUGCUUGCUCAUAUGAAAGGGAGAGACGAGCGUUUUUGGAUGCUGGUGUGGAUGAGUUUAUUGAGAAGCCGCUUACUCCUCAAAAGUUGGCAUCUGUUUUGAGAGAGAUCAGAAAUGCUUGAAAGAAAGGUGGACCCAAUAGAAGACCCGAUUAAGUUCUGCUAAGUCAUGUCUUGCUGUCUAUUUUUCUCUCUCUUCUAUUUUUUUCUCCCUGAAGUUGAUGUACUAUUGUCACUAGACAAACAAAGAAUAUUUAUAGUGACAAUUGUAAUAAUAAUAAUAUUAGAAAAUUGGGUCCUCUAACUUUAAUGAGAAAGUGUUAGUGGUUAGUUUGUUUGAA
This is a messenger RNA of Vitis riparia (riverbank grape), 1666 nucleotides long. RefSeq names its product two-component response regulator 24-like. Lineage: Eukaryota; Viridiplantae; Streptophyta; Magnoliopsida; Vitales; Vitaceae. The record is from RefSeq and is a predicted model, not a curated record. Gene Ontology annotation, biological process: phosphorelay signal transduction system. The transcript is spliced from 2 exons. The coding region runs from base 996 to 1448 and encodes 150 amino acids.